UGCCUAGCAACGGUUCUACGCUUUGCUGAUCCAUUCUGGUCUAGCAACGGAUUUUCUCUAGUUUCGUUCCAGAUAGUACCUUCGCAGUGUGUUAUGUUACAACUGAAACUCUUUGUGCACCAGCAGCAGCUAUGGAUUCGGUUCAGAUGAUAGCACAUAUCGAAAAGUCCUUGGAUUAUUCAGUCUUCGACGUGAAAUGGAUUCCAUGUUCAGCCAAGUUCGUAGUGAUUGGAUCGAAACCGAAGGGCACCGGUAUUUUGCAGGUGUAUCAACUGAAUCGCGGUGAGUUGGAUAAGCUGAAGGAAGUUGAAAAGCCAAAGUCUUUCAAAUGCUGCUCAUUCGGAGCAUCUCGUUUGCGAGAGACGCAGCUCGCCGUGGGCGAUUUUGUUGGUAAACUGGCUAUCUAUGAUGUGGAAAGGUUAGGUGAUGCAGUUUAUCAGGUGGAAGCCCAUUCUGGAAUUAUAAACGCGAUUGAUGCAAUUGGGGGUACCACGAUUAACUGUGGGGCACCUGAGAUUGUAACCGGAGGAAGAGAUGGUUCAGUAAAAGUAUGGGACCCCCGACAAAAGAAUUCUCCGGUAGCUCACAUAAGUGGGGCAGGAGAUGGCCCGGCCGAAAAUCGUGACUGCUGGGCGGUUGGAUUCGGUGAUUCACACAGUCAAACCGAGCGCUCUGUUGUUUCUGGCUAUGAUAAUGGCGACGUUAAAUUGAUUGAUCUUCGUGUGAUGAAGGAACGAUGGGCGACGAAUGUAAAGAAUGGGGUUUGCGGUAUUGAGUUUGACCGUAAGGAUAUAAAGAUGAAUAAGCUAGUCGUUAGUACACUCGAGGGUGGGUUGCACGUGUUCGAUAUGAGGACUCAGCAUGCCGAGAAAGGGUUUGCUCAACUGACGGAAAAGAAUGCUGCGCAAGCUCUGGGAACAAAUGGAGUUAUAAGUGGAAGUAAAUCGACAGUUUGGUCGGUGAAACAUUUACCUCAAAACCGCGAUAUAUUUGCAUCGUGUGGGGGAUCUGGCAAUAUUCGGCUGUGGCUUUAUCAUUAUCCCGAGAAACGAAUCAAAACCUUGGCCAGUGGUGACGAGCAGGGUGUCGUCGGUACUCUGGAAAUGCUGAAUGCUACAACGCUGUCCACGCAGCCUGUGCAUGCAUUCGACUGGAGCCCAGAUCGUCAAGGGCUGGCUGUUUGCGGAGCGUUCGAUCAAACAGUGCGUGUUCUAGUUACAACCAAUUUGCAUCUACAUUGAAGUCACACUUUCUGUGCAGCGUUGAGGACUAUUUUGUGUUAGUUUUUAGAUUAUUAAACGAUUUUUGUAUAAAAAUAAAUAUUUGUAUUAUUGCG
Messenger RNA from Topomyia yanbarensis, 1336 nucleotides. It is a transcript of the gene Wdr92, whose product is annotated as dynein axonemal assembly factor 10. The transcript is spliced from 2 exons. Bases 132 to 1241 code for a protein of 369 amino acids. Lineage: Eukaryota; Metazoa; Arthropoda; Insecta; Diptera; Culicidae. The record is from RefSeq and is a predicted model, not a curated record. Gene Ontology annotation, molecular function: ubiquitin binding.